This is a messenger RNA of Aspergillus novofumigatus IBT 16806, 1376 nucleotides long. RefSeq names its product protein transporter YIF1. The record is from RefSeq and is a predicted model, not a curated record. Gene Ontology annotation, cellular component: Golgi membrane; COPII-coated ER to Golgi transport vesicle; endoplasmic reticulum membrane. The transcript has 3 exons. The coding region runs from base 139 to 1212 and encodes 357 amino acids. NCBI's taxonomy places the organism in Eukaryota, Fungi, Ascomycota, Eurotiomycetes, Eurotiales, Aspergillaceae. Gene Ontology annotation, biological process: endoplasmic reticulum to Golgi vesicle-mediated transport.
CUUCAACAUCACUCGCACUCGAACUGUCCGAUUUCCAACAUCCCCCCUCUUCGGCUGCUAGAAGACAAGAAGACGAGACGGAAUAUUUGCGAGACUUUCUUUCAUCACUAGCUUCUUACUUAUACAGAAAAAUUCAACAUGUACCGCCAGUCUUUCGUACCGCCGCCGGCGCAGUCACCUCCACUCCACCAUCCUGUGCCUCAACAUGUGUCUACCGUUCCCAUGAUGCGCUCGCCUCCUCCCCCAGCAUCCCAGCAACCCCAGUCAUCUGGAUAUGGCAAUCCUUAUCAGCCCUCUCCUGCGCAGGGCGGCAGCGGAACAUAUGCGCCUGGUUUUAGUGGGUUCAUCAGUGAUCCCACAGCGCAGAUGGGAUUCCAGGUUGGGAAGACGGCGAUGGCUGCUGGCCAGGAGUAUAUGGAACAGAACUUCAAUCGCUAUGUCUCCAUUCCAGCUCUCAAGCAUUACUUCAACGUAUCGAACUAUUACGUCCUGAACAAGCUCGCACUCGUGCUCUUUCCCUGGCGACACAAGCCUUGGUCUCGUCAGCAAGCACGUCUAACAACAUCGCCGGCCGGUCCUAAUGGUCAGAUUGCACAGCAACAAUACUCAUCCAUGUUCCUCCCCCCUCGUGACGAUCUGAACUCUCCAGAUAUGUACAUCCCUGUGAUGGCACUCGUCACCUAUAUUCUUCUUUCAGCGGUGCUGGCGGGAUUCCGAGGUCAUUUCCAUCCGGAGCUACUUGGCUCGAUAACUACGACGGCUAUUGCGGUCAUAGUUUUUGAAAUACUGUGUCUCAAGCUGGCCAUGUACAUUCUCAGCAUCAACAAUGAAUCUCAGCUGUUGGACCUUGUGGCAUACUCUGGCUACAAGUUCGUUGGCAUCAUUGCAACUCUGGUUAUGUCCGAGAUCUUGACGCCAGGAAGGGGAACUGGCGGUUGGGUUGGCUGGGUUGUGUUCGUUUACACAUUCCUCGCCAAUGCUUUCUUCUUGCUCCGCUCGUUGAAGUACGUUCUUCUCCCAGACUCAACCAGUGAUGCGUCCAUGCGCGCCGGUUCGAUGCAUACAGUUGCCCGUUCGCAGCGCAAUCGUCGAACUCAGUUCCUGUUCAUCUACUCUUAUGUCAUCCAAUUCAUCUUCAUGUGGGUGCUGAGCCGCGAGGGCCCAGCUACUGCUGCCUCAGCGGCUGCAAAGGGUGCCGGGUCGCUGUCAUGAUUCCAUUUGAUGACAGCGAAGUUGCAUAUAAUAAUGACAUAGACGGGCUUCAUGAAAAGCAAGCAGUCUCUUAUGACGGCGUCGACCGUAGGUCUUCGCUUGCCGGUGUUCAUUGCGAUCUGUAUGUACUAGUGAGGUUCAAUACCAUAAUGAAUUUCUUUGAG